Molecule: messenger RNA, 1278 nt
Organism: Ogataea parapolymorpha DL-1
Lineage: Eukaryota; Fungi; Ascomycota; Pichiomycetes; Pichiales; Pichiaceae
Product: U4/U6.U5 tri-snRNP-associated protein 2
Exons: 1
Coding region: 1-1278 (425 amino acids)
Biological process (GO): protein deubiquitination
Molecular function (GO): zinc ion binding; cysteine-type deubiquitinase activity
Source: RefSeq, a predicted model, not a curated record
AUGUCCAAGCGAAAAAUACAAGAUAGUCCAGUGGAGGAUACGGAGCGAAAGAAAAUCUCGACUCGAGACAGGUCGCUGUACUUGGACACAAUCAACAGGAAAAUCCUCGAUUUCGACUAUGAAAAAGUCUGUUGCAUCUCGCUAUCCAGCACCAACAUCUACGGCUGUCUGGUGUGCAACAAAUACUUCAGAGGUCGGUCAAUGGACUCAGAAUGCUUUCUACACUCGAUAAACGACGACCACCACGUUUUUGUCAAUUUUGACACUCUCUCGUUCCAUAUCCUGCCCGAGAACUACCAAUUGGACGAGCAGACCGCUUCUUCUUUGGACGACAUUCGACAGCAAAUCAACCCGACAUACAAGGACCUAAAAGACAUAUAUCACGACACGUCACUCAAACGCGAUCUUGCUGGCCGAGAGUACCGUCCUGGGUUCAUUGGACUGAGCAAUUUUGGCGCAAACGACUACUCGAACGUAAUUUUGCAGGUCCUGGCACACGUUCCUCCAUUGAGAGACUAUCUGCUGCUAUACCCUGAAAAACUCCACAAAACCAAGCUGGUGGGCAAGCUUUCCCUUCUAGUGCGAAAGAUGUAUUCUCCAAACCUGUUCAAAUCUCACCUUUCUGCCCAUGAACUAAUGCAAUACGUAUCCUCGUCGACUAAUAAGAGAUUUUCCCUUCAUCACGAAAGCGAGCCCAAGGACUUCCUCAUGUGGCUGUUCAACAGCAUGCACAAAGAAUUGGUUUCAGAACUUCAAAAUAAUCUGAUCUCGUCGAUUUUUCAGGGGAAAGUGGAACUUCCAUCUGGAAAGUCUAAAUUUUGGAUGCUCACAUUAACACUGCCAUCGGUGACUUUGUUUAAAGAUGGCGCCAAGCUAGAGAUUCCCCAGGUGGCGCUUGAAGACCUCUUGGCGGCGAAAAAGUAUAAAAUAGCCAAAGCACCGCAGUUCCUGACUCUGUACAUUAAAAGAAAGGACGACACACAGAAAAUCGCAGGCGUGAACGGAUCCAACAUCAAUCCAACGGUGGUGAAAUUCAAUCCGUUGCAACUGAAAGUUGACACCCAUGUCUAUAAGCUCAUAGCCAACGUGGUGUAUAGUAGCGGCCAGAACGAAAAUUACAGCCUGGAGAGCGAGAACCAGGCUCACUACAAAAUACAAGUUCUAGAUGAGGUGCGCAACGAGUGGCUCGAGAUCGAUGAUCUCAAAGUGAAGCCGAUCGAAAAAGACCUCCUAUUCCUCAACCAGACAUACUUGCAAUUUUGGCAAAAGAUAGCAUAG